AUGGUGGUGUCUAGAACGAAGGUUCGGGACAAUCAGAAUAAUCAGAUUGGAACGCUCACCUGUCUUUUCUGCCUUUGUACCCACUGUGUCCAGGGCCGGGCACGCAGGCCUCCACCUGAGCAGCACAGGCAUUGUGAGGGAUGUAUCAACCGCCACUGCCACGUUCCGGUGGAACCCAGCGUCUCCUGCCAGGUGAUAAGCUGCCACCUGCUCUGUGGCGCUACCUUCCACAUGUGCAAAGAGGCAGAGCACACACUCCUCUGCCCUCUAGAGCAGGUUCCGUGCCUCAACUCCGAGUAUGGCUGCCCGCUCUCCAUGGCACGCCACAAGCUGGCUAAGCACCUGCAGGUGUGCCCCGCCAGCGUGGUCUGCUGCUCCAUGGAAUGGAACCGCUGGCCGAAUGUGGACUCAGAAACGGUCCUUCAUGAGAACAUCAUGAAAGAGACUCCCAGCGAGGAGUGUUUGGACACAGCCCUGGCCCUCCAGGACCAGAAGGUUCUCUUCAGAUCCUUGAAAAUGGUAGAGCUUUUCCCAGAAACCAGAGACGCCACCGAGGAGGAACCAGCCAUGAAUGGUGACACCAGCUGGGAGGAGACCGGAGGUGCAGUCGGGGGAGUGGAUGCCAGGCCAGUACCACACUGUUGUCUGCCAGCAACUAACGGGCAGAUGAUGGAACUCAGUCAGGAAGAAAAAGAUGCACUGGCAAAAACCAAAGAAGGAAUGGACCUGGCCAAGUUUGGCAAGUGGGAAAGUAUGUUCAGCAAGGAGCAUGCAGCCUCGGUUUUAACCAGUUUCUUGGGGAAGAGUGAAGACAAGAGUGGGAAUGUGACCAGGAAAGAGCAGUGUUCCAGUAAUGGUAACACAGGUGAUGCAGAGGGCUCUCCCGGAGGAAGAGAACCACAGGAAAGCCCGAAGCCCCAGGAUCUUCCUACUGCCAUGGAGAUGACAGGGCUUGCCCCCUGGCAGGAUGGUGUUCUGGAAAGACUAAAAACAGCCGUAGAUGCCAAAGAUUAUAACAUGUAUCUGGUGCACAACGGGCGGAUGCUCAUCCACUUCGGGCAGAUGCCAGCUUGUACGCCCAAGGAGAGAGACUUUGUUUACGGCAACCUUGAGGCUCAAGAAGUGAAAACGGUUUACACCUUCAAAAUUCCUGUGAGUUACUGUGGGAAGCGAGCUCGCCUGGGAGAUGCCAUGUUGAGGUGCAGACCAAGUGAACACAAGGCUGUGGACACUUCCGAUUUGGGCGUCUGUGUGGAGGACCUGCCCAAAUCCGAUCUCAUCAAGACCACCCUCCAGUGUGCUUUGGAAAGAGAACUCAAAGGCCAUGUCAUCUCUGAAUCCAGGAGCAUCGAUGGGCUCUUUAUGGACCUUGCCACCCAAACAUAUAAUUUUGAGCCAGAGCAGUUUUCCUCAGAGACAGCGUUGGCUGAUGUCCUAGGCACCACUGCCCAACCCGGGGGCCUGCAUGUGGAACUCCAUAGUGAGUGCGUGACCCGGAGACACAAUAAAAGCAGCUCAGCCUUCACUUUCACCUGCAAUAAAUUCUUCAGGAGGGAUGAAUUUCCCCUGCACUUCAAGAACGUCCACACAGACAUUCAGUCGUGUCUCAAUGGCUGGUUCCAGCAUCGAUGCCCUCUCGCCUACCUGGGAUGUACAUUUGUCCAAAACCACUUCCGGCCCCCUGGACAAAAAGCGAAAGUAAUCUACAGCCAAGAGCUGAAGACCUUUGCCAUCAAGCCAGAGGUUGCUCCAGAGCUGAGUGAGGGAUGGGAGAGCGAUCAGCUCUCGGGCCAUGGCAGGAAAAGCCUGAAUUCUCUAACCAGCCUGCCCCUGGAGGUUUUGCAAUACAUUGCUGGGUUUCUGGACAGCAUCAGCCUGGCCCAGCUCUCCCAGGUGUCGGUACUGAUGAGGAACAUCUGUGCCACUUUGUUGCAAGAGAGAGGGAUGGUCCUCUUGCAAUGGAAGAAGAAGAGGUACUCUCAUGGAGGCACCUCCUGGAAAGUCCACAGUCAGGUCUGGCAGUUCAGCAGCCUCUUCUCCAAAAUCAAGAGCUGGGAGUUUAACGAAGUCACCUCCAUGUCUGAACACCUGAAAACCUGUCCUUUCAACAUCGUGGAGCACAAGACUGACCCGAUUCGUCUGACCAGCAUGUGCCAGCCCCAAGAACAGGCCCGGGAGAGCUUGGUGUCCACGUUCAGGGCCCGACCACGGGGUAGACACACUUAA
Messenger RNA from Cricetulus griseus (Chinese hamster), 2226 nucleotides. The record is from RefSeq and is a predicted model, not a curated record. Lineage: Eukaryota; Metazoa; Chordata; Mammalia; Rodentia; Cricetidae.